AUGUUUUCGCUGGAGGAAAUGCUGGACAGCCUCCGGCAAAGAGACGAGAACGAGAAACCAAAGGACUUGCCACCGGAUUUGCCGUCUCGGCCUCGGCCGACCGCGAGGGCUCGUCUGCCCACAUCGAAGAGGUCAUUGCCCAAGAACUUUGCAAUUGGAGAUGCGGAGUCACCGGAGAGCUCAGCAGUUUGUAGUAGUAAAAAGGAAGAGGUUAAGAGAUCAAGAGUUGGUAGUUUUGGGGCCAAAAAGUUUAAGGAUCCCAGUGAAUCACCAUAUGUCAUGACGUCGGAAGAGAAAGAAUGUGGUCAGAAGUUGGAGGAGAAAGAUGAUGUGACUUCUGCGGGGGCGAAUUCCGAUUCUCUGCCGAGGUUUCGGAAGUCUGAGGUGGACGACAACAUUGGUUAUUUUAUUAAGAAGGUAAAAUUAUGA
Molecule: messenger RNA, 429 nt
Organism: Ilex paraguariensis (yerba mate)
Lineage: Eukaryota; Viridiplantae; Streptophyta; Magnoliopsida; Aquifoliales; Aquifoliaceae
Source: the annotation of a GenBank genome assembly